AUGAUAUUUCGAGAGUACGCGAGUGGGCCACAAAUGUUUUUGCCAUAUUUCUCAGUCGCUGCAGGAUGCCUAUAUGCUCUGGGGCUGUUGGGUUCAGAUGCAGUUUCACCUGUUCCCACUGAUCCUCCCCCUCUCGACCACGAGACGGAGUCGGUGAGCCUGGCCCUAGGUGACGAUCAGUGGUCUAUUGGGUUGCCCGCAGAGGACGGCGGAAGAACCCAAUCCAUAUUUUCUGUUGGCGUAUUACCCGAUGUUUCAUUUGUGCAUGAUGGGGCUCUUCUAUCUACCCCAGCAGAGAUACAGCCUGACCUACCCUCAGGGUACCUAUUCGAAGUGGAAGGAACAGCUCAACCAGAAGCGGCAUCCCCAGCGCCUUCUCCCAAAAAAUCCAACGGUGACUAUAGGGUCCUCCAAACCUCCCUCAUCACGACUCUCCUAGUUUUCGCCGCCUGCUUGGGGGGUUUCAAGUUACGCCAUCAAAAGUUCUGGCCGGGUGCACGACCUGAAGGUUCCCCAGAGGCGCCGGGGCAACAGCAGGACGGGAGGAAAUCAAUCAAUGAGCAACUCGUGGAUCAGCUGCAUUCGAUGAAGAAACUGGAGCCGCUGGUAGAACACCUGGUUGAAAUGAUGGGGACGAAAGAUGCUGUUGCUGCCUCGAAGGACUUUCAGACGACUUUGCAGGCGGUGGAACAAAUGGAGGCGAAGGGGUCCGCCAGCUCUAGUGAUCAACUGAAAGAGACCAUUAAUAGCGGCAUAUCCGCGCUGUCUCGGCUGUAUGAGGAGGCUCGGCUGCACGGACUGUCUUUGGCGCGACAGGCGAGGCAGGAUCGAACUCGGAAGUCUCAGGUGUUUUCAGAGAAUGAGCUGAAAAUUCUCGACUGCCACCUGGGCCUAGGGUUCCAUGAAUUUUUUGAUGCACAUGAGCAGAACAUGGAAAUUUCUUUCCCUGCAUUGGUGCGGCAGGUGGAACAGGCAGCAAAAGAUCUGAAAGGUCUUGGGGGACUCAACACCGUGGAUGACUUACAUUUACUGUCGGCUGCUGUUGCAAAUGUAGAGCUGAUCAAGUCAGGACAUGAAGCCAUGCACACCGAGAAAAUGUGUCUUGAGGAAAUUAGGGCCAAUGCAGCAUCUGUGCUGUUCAUGUCCUACCAGCGGAAACAGGAAGCCGAGCAUCGCCAUUUGCUGGACCUAUUCGAGCAGCAACGUAUUCUGUACAGGAUGGAGCGGGAACGCCAACUGUUGCUCCCCAGAUCAGAUGGAAAACGCGACAGCGCCCUCGAUAAGUUUGAGGGGAUGUUGAGAAAGGGAAGUCAGUUGCUUCAGCAAUACAGUGACGCCAUCAGCCGGAUAGCAGGCUCAACCGACAUCAUUGUUGCCGGCAACUUGGAACGGCAGGCUAUAACGAUAAAGGAGGAAGUGGAGAACCUGCUGAAAGAAGCUGCCGCCACCGCCGAAUCGAUUCCCGGCGUCGCGACUUCAGAGGAACUUGCCAAGAAUACAGCUAUGCAGCGCCACCUCAAGUCAGUGGCGCUAAGGACAAGCGAAGCGGCGGCGGAGGCCACCGAGAGAGUUGCAAGCAUCAUGGCGGCGCUUGAUGUGCAGAUGCCCGCGGAGGCUCCCUUUGGAUGGACGCAGAUUGGGGAGGAGAACAGAAAACAAGUGCCACUGACUUCUCUAAACCCCUCGGUGGCCAAGCUGGUGAAAGAGGCGAUGAGGCAUGUAGAAGUGCUGCGGAAUUCUGACAUUGUACUUGACGAGGACCAGGAAGCUGGCGGCAGCGCAUUUUCCCGUACGGCGGAAUUGCUGCAGGCAUCUCAAGUUGCCGCUCAGGCUGCAGGGGCCCUUGGCGAUGAGGCAGAGCUCCUAUGGCUGCGAGCACAGUUGAAUGACUCCUUGGAAUCGGACAUGCAGUUGAGUGCAACUUUGGCGUGGAGAGCAAUAGCAGCAGUAGACGGAGGAGAAGGAGAGCGACAGUUUUGGCGUGUUGAACUGUCGCCCGCGGAAGUUUUGCGUUUUCAGGAUCUGGUGACACAGUUGAAUAAUUGUGAGCAGCAAGCGAGGUCGUUGACUGGUCUCAAAGAAGCGGCUUUAGCAGCAGCACAGAUGAAGGACAUAGCCUGUAAACUCAUGUCAUUUGUUCAGGACCACCAGAAGUUACCAACGACUCAUUAA
This is a messenger RNA of Eimeria maxima, 2172 nucleotides long. RefSeq lists its product as hypothetical. The record is from RefSeq and is a predicted model, not a curated record. NCBI's taxonomy places the organism in Eukaryota, Apicomplexa, Conoidasida, Eucoccidiorida, Eimeriidae. Bases 1 to 2172 code for a protein of 723 amino acids. The transcript has a single exon.